Psammomys obesus (fat sand rat) is the source of this 2565-nucleotide messenger RNA. RefSeq names its product prosaposin like 1 (gene Psapl1). NCBI's taxonomy places the organism in Eukaryota, Metazoa, Chordata, Mammalia, Rodentia, Muridae. The coding region runs from base 17 to 1591 and encodes 524 amino acids. Gene Ontology annotation, cellular component: lysosome. The record is from RefSeq and is a predicted model, not a curated record. The transcript has a single exon. Gene Ontology annotation, biological process: sphingolipid metabolic process.
UGGAACCACGGGCAUUAUGCUGUGUGCGCUGAUUCUCUUGUCUGGGCUCCUGGGGGCCUCCAAGGCCAGCCCCAUCUCGGGCCCCCAGGAGUGUGCCAAGGGCUCGGAGGUAUGGUGUCAGGACCUGCAGGCAGCUAUAAGGUGUCAGGCUGUGAGGUACUGCCAGAGUGCUGUUUGGAAUAAGCCCACAGCCAAGUCCUUGCCCUGCAGUCUGUGCCAGGAUGUGGCGGCUGCUGCUGGUAACGGGAUGAACCCAGACGCUACAGAGUCGGACAUUUUGGCAUCAGUGAUGAAGACCUGUGAGUGGCUUCCAAGCCAGGAGUCUUCGGCAAAGUGCAAGCAGAUGGUGGACAACUAUAGCCCAGAUGUCCUGCGCAUGCUCAGUGGAAUCCCAGGCACUGCCCUGGCUCCGGUAUGCACUGCACUCACUCUCUGUGAGCCACUACAGAGGUACCUAGCCACGACCACUUUGGAGAGUCUGCUGACCCCAGAGGAUGCAACUGAGGUGAUGGCUCCAUUCUUAUCCAACGGGGCCCUGAGUUUCCACCCAUCACAGAUGCCUGGGGGUGCCGUGUGCCGAGACUGUGUCCGGCUGAUCUCCCGUCUGCAUGGUGCUCUAGAGUCUAACUUGACCUUGGCUGAGAUAAAUGUCCAGGAUCAGUGUGAGUCCCUGGGACCUGGUCUGGCUGCCCUCUGCAAGAACUACAUCCGCCAGCAAUUUUUCCCUGCUGAGAAAACACUGCAGGUUCUCCCCCCACAGGAGGUCUGCAGGAAGGGGGGCUUCUGUGAGGAACAGAGAGAGCCUGCCCACCGACUGGGUCAAGUGGCCGCUGUGGAUGGAGUCCCCUCUCUGGAGCUGGGGUUGCCGAGGAAGAACGAGCUACAGAUGCAGUUGGGCCUGACCUGUGAUGUGUGCUUGAAUGUGAUCCAGGAGCUGGACAAGUGGCUCACGACCAACAGCACGGAAGCCCUCAUCAGCCACACCCUGGAGCGAGUAUGCUCCAUAAUGCCUGACUCUCUGGUCCAGCAUUGCAUCAACCUGGUGGACGCCUACAGCCCUAACUUAGUGGAGCUCGUGACCAGAAUCACCCCAGAGAAAGUCUGUGAGACCAUCAGGCUGUGUGGUAGCAAAAGGCAGGCCAGGUCCAUCUCCAGGGCUAAGACAACCACGCCACCCCUGCUGGUGGAUGAGGAAAACCAGGGAACCUUCUGCCACGGGUGCAAAAGGCUACUGGAUGUGUCUUCCCAGAAUCUGGACCGCAAGAGCACCAAACGAGACAUCCUGAAUGCCUUCAAAGGUGGCUGCCGGAUCCUGCCAUUGCCGUACGUGCUACAGUGCAACCGAUUCGUAGCGGAGUAUGAACCUGUGCUCAUAGAGAGCCUCAGGUUCAUGAUGGACCCCACAGACCUGUGCAAGAAGAUGGGGGCCUGCCACGACCCCAAGGUUCCACUUCUAGGCACGGAUCAGUGUGUCAUGGGCCCCAGCUUCUGGUGUAAGAGCCCGGAGGCUGCUGAGAUGUGUGAUGCUCUGGAGCACUGCCAGCGCCUUGUGUGGAAAAAGCCAGCUUCCCAAAACAGCGAGCAGCCAUGACUGUGGCCACCAGAACCCCAAGCCUGCCAGGGUUAAUCCCACCUGCAGCCUUUUGCCUCCCAAGGGGACCCUAUGAGGUGGGUACUAUCUCAUCCCCAUGUCAUAGAUGAAAAAACUGAGGCUCUGAGCAGGGAAUUAGGAGCAGAGCUAACAUUCAAAGCCAUGCUCUCCUGAUGCUGGACAGCUUUAUCUUUCUGUCUCUGCCCUCACUGCUGUCUCUAACAAACGGAAGGUCCCCUCUACCCCUGCCACAAACAGGAAGUCUUCUCACCCCUGCCCCAAUAAGCUACCCUCUCUUGCCAUGCUGUGAUGCUGAUGGCCUGGAGAAACCUGUCAGUGCCCUCCUGUGCAGGGUGAGCACCCAGCUCUGAGCCAAAGCAGUGGCAGGCAGGUCAGAUAGGUAAGGGUAGGGUCGAGGGACUGUCACUAGUGAGGCCAAUGGCCCUUGUCAAUAGCUAGGGGUGGAAGUUGGGUAUUCUCAGGCUGGGAUCUUUCAGGCUUGGCUUCCAGUAGUACAGCUGGGACAGGAGUGGUUCUGGACUUCUCUGGGGGAGGGUCCUGGGUCAUUGGCCACUACCCACAAGGGACAUUUGGACUUUAUAGGAUUCACCUAGGGGAAAUCUGUCUUUUCACCCAGACUCCAGCCACCCUGGUGCUAAGCAGUGUGGGGUGUACUUAAAAUCAGGAGAACAAACCCCAUUAGGUGAGCCCUGGGGAAGGCUCUGGGAUUGUAGAAUGUCUGUAGCAUGGGCAGCAAGCAAGCGCUCCACCCUAGUGAGCAGGCCCUUUAUCUGCUGAGCCUCAGUUUUCCAAUCUGUAGACUGGGAGGAUCGUGCCUGCCUCAUAGGGAUGUUGAGACAAUUCAAGUUCCUUCACUUAGAGACCAGCACCCAUUGACCCACCAGGAUCAGUAAAACCUACCUUGAGAAUUGACAGGGUCUCUGGGGAGUCUGACCAAGUAAGUGUCACAUAAA